AUGGAAAUCUCUUUCUAUCACUCAAAAUUCAACAAUUUUCACUUACUUCAAUCUUGGAAGAAGCAAGGAAAGUUGCCGCUGUUGCCAUCUCCGCAUCCACAAUUGACUGCUAGCCGUGGAAACUACUCCUGUUGCUCUUCUUUAAGGCAAUCAAUCUGGAGGAAUACAAAAUUAUAUGCAGUCCCAGGCUGUACAACUUUGGGCACAAGUAGACAAGCAUGUGUCUCCCUUCAUUCUUUCUCCCAAGAAAAGAAGUAUAAUACCGGUUAUGGAAAUAAUAGCUUUUAUAGACAAUAUAGAUCAUUGAGACGCAUUAUUGCUAGGUCCGAACUUGCUAAUACUAGCUCAGCUGGUGCUGCUUAUCCACUGUCAGAUCUAGAACUGAGGUCAAAAGUAAGAGCGAUUGGCUUUUACACUGUCACUGCUUUGUCUUCCAUCUUUUUGUUCUUGCUCAUGCUUGUGCAACAUCCUUUUGUACUGUUGUUUGAUCGAUACCGUAGAAGGGCUCACCAUCUUGUUGCCAAGACAUGGGCAACCUUGACCAUUACUCCAUUUUAUAGCGUCGAGUUUGAGGGCUUGGAGAAUCUUCCUUCUCCAGAUACUCCUGCAGUAUAUGUGUCCAACCAUCAGAGCUUUCUGGACAUAUAUACAUUACUUACUCUUGGGAGAAGUUUCAAGUUCAUCAGCAAAACUGCAAUUUUCCUAUUUCCUAUAAUUGGAUGGGCCAUGUAUCUGAUGGGUCUGAUUCCAUUAAGGCGCAUGGACAGCAGAAGUCAAUUGGAAUGUCUCAAGCGUUGCAUAGAUCUAAUCAAGAAGGGGGCAUCUGUCUUUUUCUUCCCUGAGGGUACUCGGAGUAAAGAUGGAAAGUUAGGCCCUUUCAAGAAAGGUGCCUUUAGCGUUGCUGCCAAAACCGGAGUGCCUCUGGUUCCAAUUACUAUUACCGGCACAGGCAGAAUAAUGCCAGCAGGGCUGGAGGGUAGAGUAUAUCCAGGAUUAGUUAAAGUUGUUGUCCACCGGCCUUUAAAAGGUAAUGAUUCAGAUGUGUUGUGUAGCGAAGCCAGGAAUGUGAUAAAGGAUGUGCUCGUUCAUCAAGGCUGAGGGAUCUGCUCGACAUGUAUUUUCGUCUUAUCUUUUUCACCUAAGCAUCGAAUGUUUUAAGGAUUCACUAUUCAGGGAAUAUGCGCAAACAGGGUUUUUACAUUGUGAGCAGUUUCAUUCAGGCUAAAAAGGAUAUGAACCUUGUUCUGCAUUAAUGCUUGAAUGAUAUAUUGUAUCAAUCAACAGAGAGAUCUUGUCGGGGUUGAAAAGUGAAUAUUGGCCGUGUCCUCUUUUGUUGGGAUUCGCAGCAGGCUCAUUUGCUUGCCCUGCUCUUCUCAAUUGCCAUUACAUCAAUAGGGUGCCUUUUGUGCCAAUACUCGUUCGUACAAGGCUACGAAGAUUUCCCAGAUAUAAGUUUACAUUCUGGCACUGACUGUGAAUAAUUUUUACACCAUCUGAUUAAGUCAGCCUAUGAUAAUCGUUAACACUAUAUGAAGCUGGUAACCUGGAAAUAGAGUAAUAACGUGUUAUAACUGGUUAAA
Messenger RNA from Lycium ferocissimum, 1580 nucleotides. RefSeq names its product 1-acyl-sn-glycerol-3-phosphate acyltransferase BAT2, chloroplastic. The coding region runs from base 1 to 1098 and encodes 365 amino acids. The record is from RefSeq and is a predicted model, not a curated record. The transcript is spliced from 8 exons. Lineage: Eukaryota; Viridiplantae; Streptophyta; Magnoliopsida; Solanales; Solanaceae. Gene Ontology annotation, molecular function: 1-acylglycerol-3-phosphate O-acyltransferase activity. Gene Ontology annotation, biological process: phosphatidic acid biosynthetic process. Gene Ontology annotation, cellular component: membrane.